AUGCCAGGUUGCAGCACAGAAGGCAGUGGUGCAAAGCAAAUCAUUACUGAGGUUACAAUGCUGGCACAAAAGUCAUUACUCUUUCUCUCUCUCUCUCUCUCUCUCUCUCUCCCUCCCUAUCUUUUUCUCUCACCCUUCCUCUUUCUUUUCUCCCUCCCUUUUUCAGUGAAAGUUUGUAAUCAACUUUACUUUCCUCUCUUUUGGCUUUCUUUUAUUUUUUACUCUUACUCUAUCUUUCUCUCUCAUAUUUUCUUUUCUCUUUUCCUUAUAUUGUCUCUUCCUCCUUUUCUCAGCUUUUCUCUCAUAUUUUCUGUUAUUCUUUUUCUUUUCUCUUUUCUACUCUUUCCUUUUACAUUUUCUCUCACUUUUUCAUAUGAUUUCUCUUCUUUUUGUCUGUCUAUCCUCCCACUCUUACACUUUCUCUCUUUUUUUAUAUUUUCUCUACCACUUGGUUUCCUCCUCUCCCUCUUUUCUUUUAUUUUUACCAUGUUACCUCAUAUUUCCUUUUAUUCUUUCUCUACCUCACUUUGUUGUAUAUUCCUUUUCUUUCUCCUUUUCUCAUUUAUUUUAUUAUCUUUUACUUUCUCUUUAUCUAUUUGUAUUUCUCUCACAGUUUUCCUUCUCAAUUCUCCUUCAACUCCAAUAUCACUUUUCCUUUUUUUUCAUUUUAACACAUUUUUGUUGUUUACCAAAGAUAUAUAUCUGUCUAUCUCUCUAUUUCACUCUUGUCAUAUCUAUCUAUCUAUCUAUCUCAGUUUUGUUAUGUCUAUCUAUCUAUCUAUCUAUCUAUCUAUCUAUCUAUCUAUCUAUCUAUCAUCUAAGUCUUGGCAUAUCUAUCUCAAUCAUUUUCAUAUCUAUAUAUCUAUCUUAAUCUGUUUACGUCCAUCUAUCUAUCUAUCUUAG
This is a messenger RNA of Acanthosepion pharaonis, 903 nucleotides long. Lineage: Eukaryota; Metazoa; Mollusca; Cephalopoda; Sepiida; Sepiidae. The record is from the annotation of a GenBank genome assembly.